AAGGGGCGUGUAAAAGAGGAAGAGACAGGAGUGUCAGCCAGGAGGCAGCGUAACAUGUACAGGUUGCUCCGACCAUUAAACUGGAAAGAUGUCCCUGUAUGAUGACCUGGGAGUAGAGACCAGUGAUUCAAAAACAGAAGGCUGGUCCAAAAACUUCAAACUUCUGCAGUCCCAGCUUCAGGUGAAGAAGGCGGCCCUCACACAAGCCAAGAGCCAGAGAACAAAACAGAGUACUGUCCUCGCCCCGGUGAUCGACCUGAAGCGUGGUGGCUCUUCAGACGACCGGCAGAUCGUGGACACCCCCCCGCACGUGGCGGCUGGCCUGAAGGAUCCUGUUCCCAGUGGAUUUUCUGCAGGAGAAGUUUUGAUUCCUUUAGCUGAUGAAUAUGAUCCUAUGUUUCCUAAUGAUUACGAGAAAGUGGUAAAGCGCCAAAGAGAAGAACGGCAGAGACAGCGGGAGCUGGAAAGACAAAAAGAAAUAGAAGAGAGAGAAAAGAGGCGUAAGGACAGACAUGAAGCUAGUGGGUUUUCAAGGCGACCAGAUCCAGAUUCUGAUGAAGACGAAGAUUAUGAGCGAGAGAGGAGGAAAAGAAGUAUGGGCGGAGCGGCCAUUGCACCACCCACUUCUCUUGUAGAGAAGGACAAAGAGUUACCCCGAGAUUUCCCUUACGAAGAGGACUCAAGACCUCGCUCCCAGUCUUCCAAAGCUGCUAUCCCUCCCCCGGUAUACGAGGAACAAGACAGACCCAGAUCUCCGACCGGACCUGGCAAUUCCUUCCUUGCCAACAUGGGUGGCACGGUAGCACAUAAAAUCAUGCAGAAGUACGGCUUCCGGGAAGGCCAGGGUCUCGGCAAGCACGAGCAAGGGCUGAGCACCGCACUGUCGGUGGAGAAGACCAGCAAGCGAGGAGGCAAGAUCAUUGUGGGCGACGCCACAGAGAAAGACGCAUCCAAGAAGUCGGAUUCCAAUCCAUUAACUGAAAUACUUAAGUGUCCUACCAAAGUGGUCCUCCUACGGAACAUGGUUGGUGCGGGAGAGGUAGAUGAAGACUUGGAAGCUGAAACCAAGGAAGAGUGUGAAAAAUACGGCAAAGUUGGGAAAUGUGUGAUAUUUGAAAUUCCUGGUGCCCCUGAUGAUGAAGCAGUACGAAUAUUUUUAGAAUUUGAGAGGGUUGAAUCAGCAAUUAAAGCUGUUGUUGAUCUGAAUGGGAGGUAUUUUGGUGGACGGGUGGUAAAAGCAUGUUUCUACAAUUUGGAUAAGUUCAGGGUCUUGGAUUUGGCGGAACAAGUUUGAUUUUAAGAUCUACAGCACGAGUUAUCUUCGAUGGCCCUUACAUGAGCUGCCGGCUGAGCGGAGAAGAAACAGGCGACAGCCAGCCUGUGUGGCUGCUGGGUACAGAGACUCUUGGAAGGACUUCUGAGAUAUAUGUUGAUUGAUCCCUUUUUUAUUUUGUGGUUUUUUAAAUAUAGU
Molecule: messenger RNA, 1471 nt
Organism: Puma concolor (puma)
Lineage: Eukaryota; Metazoa; Chordata; Mammalia; Carnivora; Felidae
Source: RefSeq, a predicted model, not a curated record